AUGGCUGCCGGGAAGUUGCUGCUCUACGCCGGGCUCUGUCUCUCUCUUUGCGCCCUGGGCAUGCUGGCCGUGGCGAUGUGCUCCGACCACUGGUACGAGACCGACGCCAGGAGGUACCGGGAGCGGUGCCGAAGCUUUUCCAGCCGCCGCAAGGACCCGGGCUUCAUCUACAUCCCCAACAACAGCCUGCCGCUGCGGGCCGGCCGGAGCAGCCCGCCCCGCUGGGAGGAGAAGCUGCUGCUGGCCCGCAGCCGGCGGCAGCUGUUCGCCAUGAGCGCCGCGGAUGAGUGCAGCAGGCAGUACAACUCCACCAACAUGGGGCUGUGGAGGAAGUGCCAUCGGCUGGGCUUCGACCAAGACAUCGAAGACCUCAUGCGGAAAGGUUCCAUUGCGAGGUGCUCCUACAUCAAAUAUCACUACUCCUCGGCUACGAUACCCAAAAACCUCUCCUACAACAUCACCAGGACAAUAAGGCAGGAUGAGUGGCACUCCCUCCACUUGCGGCGGAUGACGGCAGGCUUCAUGGGCAUGGCGGUGGCCAUCAUCCUGUUCGGCUGGGUCAUCGGUGUGCUCGGCUGCUGCUGGGACAGAGGCCUCAUGCAGUAUGUGGCUGGCCUCCUCUUCCUCAUGGGAGGAACCUUCUGCAUCAUCUCCCUCUGCACCUGCGUUGCCGGCAUCAACUUCGAGCUGUCCCGCUACCCGCGCUACCUGUACGGCCUGCCGGACGACAUCGGCCACGGCUACGGCUGGUCCAUGUUCUGCGCCUGGGGAGGCCUGGGCCUCACCCUCAUCGCUGGCUUCUUCUGCACCCUGGCCCCCUCCGUCCAGCCCAUACCCCGCUCCACCUGCCCCAAGUCCCGGCAGGAAAACGGCACCCUCUGCUAAAGCCGGCGGGCCGCCAGACCCAAAGCCACAGAUAUACCGCUACAAACAGAAAA
Messenger RNA from Perca flavescens (yellow perch), 938 nucleotides. It is a transcript of the gene tmem178bb, whose product is annotated as transmembrane protein 178Bb. The record is from RefSeq and is a predicted model, not a curated record. The transcript has 4 exons. Gene Ontology annotation, cellular component: membrane. Lineage: Eukaryota; Metazoa; Chordata; Actinopteri; Perciformes; Percidae. The coding region runs from base 1 to 885 and encodes 294 amino acids.